UCAAUAGGUCUACAAAAUAGACGAACAGGUUUAACUUUGUCGCAUAUCAAACUGAGUCGUACGACUGAUUCUUACGCACGUUAAACUUUAUUCACGAUUCAACCGCCCCGUACGAUUGACCGGAGUACAACACUACACACGUUGCAUUUAACAUUCAAAGGGUUGAACCAACCAAGAUCCUACGACUUGUAUUUAACAAACUGUAUCGCCAGUGGCCCGUUUUAUGAGGUGGAGAUCCGGAACAAUAAAUCCCAACAAUGAUGUCGAUAAGUUAAUUAAUUGUCAAACUAUCAAUACUUCAUAAAUCAAAUUCCAUAAAAUCAUUAGUUGUCAAUUAAACUGAAAAUAUGAUUAACAAAGGCCACCUAAUCGCUAUAAUGGCAGAUGAAGACACAUGUGUCGGAUUUUUACUAGGCGGAAUCGGGGAGAUAAACGACAGAAGGGAAGUCAAUUAUUUUGUCGUUGAAAAGAGCACAAUAGACACGGACAUUGAGGACAGCUUCAAACGUUUCAUUAAACGGAAAGACAUAGACCUGCUCCUGAUAACGUACGAAGUUGCGGACAGAAUUAAGGACUUAGUAAGGAUACAUCAUAAUUUGAUUGUGCCAGCAAUACUGGAGAUACCGUCGAAAGUGAGACCUUACGAUCCGGAAACCGAUCCAAUUCAUCAGGCGGCACUGCAACACGGUGCUUUGAAGGAAGAAGGAAAGUAAUUGGCAAGAAUAUUUUCCUGGGCAAUUUUAUUUUAAAUAAAUAAAGUUGGUUACUUAGAGUAAUUAAUUCGUUUACAUCAAAAUUAUAUCACACUUUAUAAAACAGCAAACAUUAUUCUUAUUUUUAUAUUAUACUUUUUGUAGUAUUUUGACAUCA
This is a messenger RNA of Aethina tumida (small hive beetle), 870 nucleotides long. RefSeq names its product V-type proton ATPase subunit F-like. Gene Ontology annotation, cellular component: membrane; proton-transporting V-type ATPase, V1 domain. The record is from RefSeq and is a predicted model, not a curated record. Gene Ontology annotation, biological process: proton transmembrane transport. Gene Ontology annotation, molecular function: proton-transporting ATPase activity, rotational mechanism. Lineage: Eukaryota; Metazoa; Arthropoda; Insecta; Coleoptera; Nitidulidae. The coding region runs from base 348 to 713 and encodes 121 amino acids. The transcript has a single exon.